UUAGAAUUUCAUCCUUCGAGUCAAAACGGGGGCGUUUGGAGUUAUACAAAUGUUUCAGUAAGGUUGUAACUCUCACGAAUACACAGAAAGAGAGAGAGAGAGAGAGAGAUCUGAAUGGGGAGCAAAGAAAUGGAGGAAGAAGAAGACGAAGGACCACCACCAGGUUGGCAGUCAAUCCCUCUCCCUUCUUCACAGCCACCAGCACCAGCACCAGCACCUCCACCUCCUUCUGAAAUGGCUCAAAUGGUUUGUGGUACUUGCCAUAACCUGCUUAAGUAUCCUCGAGGGGCAAGACAUGUUCAUUGCUCGUGCUGUCACACAGGCAAUUUUGUAUUAGAAGCUCAUGAGGUUGGACUAGUUAAAUGUGGCAGCUGUGAAGUAUUGCUGAUGUAUCAACAUGGAGCAUCAUCAGUGAAGUGUUCCUCUUGCUCUGUUGUGACCGAAAUUGGAGAGCACAAUAGGCGACCUCCAUGGUCUGUACAGCAAGGGCAACCACCACAGCCUCCCAACCCUGUUCACUAAACUACCUAUUUCUAUUAGGCACAUUAGCUAGGGAGUUUGUUCAUAAACUUCAGCAUUUUUGUUAAUUUCCAUCCUUAAUAAUGCAGAUAAAAAGAAUUUUGCCCCCAUCUUUUAUAAUUAUUUGUAUAGAAAUACUGAGUUGUGAAUACCUGUUGCUCUGAUAAAUUUAUGACAUUUUCAACGUGA
Messenger RNA from Quercus robur (English oak), 708 nucleotides. RefSeq names its product protein LOL2. The coding region runs from base 115 to 522 and encodes 135 amino acids. The record is from RefSeq and is a predicted model, not a curated record. NCBI's taxonomy places the organism in Eukaryota, Viridiplantae, Streptophyta, Magnoliopsida, Fagales, Fagaceae. The transcript is spliced from 4 exons.